UCCGGGCGCCAUUUCCGCACAGGAGAUUUCCCAGGGAGGGGGGCGCAGAGGAAGCCCGGAGCUUAUCGGGUAACCCGCGGGCGCCCGGUCGGCGGCGUCUCGGGCUCCCUCUGCAGUUCCUGUCCGGCACACGGCCGCCUGCCUGCCUGCCUGGCCUCUGCGCAGCGGCCUUCCAGCCUCGCCAGAGCGGCCGAAGGAAAGCAGACCCGCCGCCAAGCUUGCGAGAAGGGCCCGCGGUUGCUCGAGCCAUGGCCAAAGGCGUCGCGGACCCCCGAGCCUUCCUGCUGCUGCUGCUGGUGCUGUGGAGCGGGCAAGGGAGCCAGGCUGGCUGGAGCCCGGCGAGCGCGCAGCCGGCCGUCCCUUGCCAGGCCCCGGUGCAGUGGGAGGGGCGCACGGUGCGCUAUGACCACAACACGGGCAAAAACACCCGGGCGCUGGUGACCUACGACGGCCCCAACCAGCGCCUCCGGGUGCUGGACGAGAAGAAGGGGCUCAUCCCGUGCAAGAAAUUUUUUGAAUACAUAUACCUAUAUAAAGAUGCAGUGAUGUUUCAGAUUGAGCAGGUUACAAAGCUGUGCUCCAAGAUGACUUUGACUGAGCCCUGGGAUCCGUAUGAUAUUCCAGACAAUUCAACCUAUGAAGAUCAGUACUAUAUUGGAGGACCUUCAGAUCAAAUUAUGGUACAGGAAUGGUCUGAUAGAAAACCAGCUAGGAAAUUUGAAACCUGGGUUGGAGUUUACACAAUGAAGGACUGUUACCCAGUUCAGGAAACCUACACCAAGAACUACAGCAUGACAACCUCCACCCGCUUCUUUGAUCUCAAGCUUGGGAUAAGUGACCCGUCUGUAUUCACUCCUCCCAGCACCUGCCAAGCAGCUCUGCCAAAAAUAAUGGGGGACGAAUGUUGAUGGGGGGGUGUUGGCUCUUUAUAUGCAAACAAAAGACAUCAUGUGAGUGGUCACUGAUAACCAACUGCCAACAUCUAACCUGAGUGUUGUGGUUUGCAGAAGGGCAGAGUUGGAGGAUGGGGCGAGGCAAAUUAAGAAAUCCAUGUCGCCGUCAUUGUCUCAUUCUAACAUUGCACUCAUAAACUGUGGUUAUAAGUGCUUCUGGACAUUUAUUUAAGCUGCUAAAGGUGUUUGUGAGGAACUUGAUUGCUUUUAUUUUCUAAGAAGCAUACUAUGCUCUAAAAGCACAUUAAAAUAUGAUAUACUUUUAUUAAUUUUGGAGGAAUAGAUAGAGUAUGGCAUAUUCUGGAAUAAAGCUACUAUUGUAGCAUGGCAUCAAUAGCUGAUUAAAUACAUUUCCUAAUAUUGCUCUCCUUAGUCUUCUGGAAGCUGUUAUUUUGCAUUGAUUAUGGGUGCAACAGUCCAGGAUACUAACAUUAGUGAGUUUAUAUUAUUUCAGGAGUAAGAAAUUAUUGUACUUAAGUGUACCACAGGGUCAGAGUAGGUAUGUUUUUCGUUUCUGCACUGCUUAUGUUGUAUUUUUUCAAGGGAGGUAAGAAAAGGAAUUUAGGCUGGAGCCACAAGCCAGGUAGGAAAGACAGAGCUAAGAAUAAGAUGUGUGAAGGCUAAAGAGAAGAAGAUUGUAGAAAUGAAUGCAGGAGAUGGUCUCUAGAGAUUAUAAAUGUGGAGAUUUGGGGCAACUAUAGAAUCAGUGGCGAAGCCACAAGGGGGCGGGGGGUGGGUGCGUCAUGCACCGGGCGCAUGCCUGGGGGGUGCAAAAAUCACCUCAUAUUUUGAGUCAAAGUAAUUAGUAGACUGUGAUGAGAGGUAUAUGAACUACCAUACCUUGUAUGGUUAAAAUGCAUGAUAAAUGUCACUGAGAAUCCUACUUUUAUUUGCACAAACUACUUUGAUUGCUGAACUUCUAUUAUUGUUCACAUAAGUAUUCCACAACAUGAGCACUCACGUGUAGCUCUUUGCACAGAGCACUAGAAUAGCAUGAGACUUGAGUUCUCCACACUUUUCUAACUGAUUUCACUCACCUUUUGGUGGCCUUUUAAAAGUUGCCCUUUCCCAUUCUUGUUAAAGAGUGCAAUCAGACAGGGAAUAUGGGGGUACAAUAGUAGUUUCGGCAGACUGACAGCAGGAUUGGCCGUUAUCCUUUAAAUAGCAAAAGAGAGGGCGAUCCAGCAAGAAUCCAUCAGCUUUUCUGUUGCUCAGCAAGGAAGGAGGUAUCCUAUCAAAAGUGCUACGGUGAGAAUCAUAGGACUUUUGUUCACUUGCCUCAGGGCUGUUUGCUUCAUAAUGGCAUUUUCCUGUGGUUUUCGGUUUACACAAGAGAUUGGGUUGAAGUACUCACACAGUUCUCAGGUCUGUUCAGCAGAGACAAGCAGGUCCAUAACAACAACUUUCGUUUGCAAGGAAGGCAGCUCUUACAACUGUAAGCAUUUGCCACAAGAACUAGAAACUGAAACCAAGAGCUCCACCCAGUAGCAGUAAACUAAAUCCAGGGGUGCAGCGAAGGGGAAUUGCGCACAGGACAUGUGCGCACUCUGUGCCUCUGCUGCAGUGGCACUUGUCCCCACCCUGGAAUGCCCCAGAACACCCACAGCCCGGCCACGCUCCCGCCAUGGUGCUGCCUGGGACGUCGCGCCCCCGUUGGCACUAUGCCACUGAUUAAAUCACACAAUUAAUAGGGGAGAAAUAGGAGUCUUCUACUCUGUACGUACACAGUUCUAUAGAUGCAUACCCUAGCAAAGCCCCCUUUGCCUACUCUAUUUGAUUUUUAAAGAGUCCUUUUCCUCCUUAUCUAAAGUACUCCUGCCAGCCCAACACAGGCAAAAGUUCAAAUCUUGAAUGCCUUGUUUUUCUGCAAACUCUACCCCCCGCCCCACAAUUCCUUGCUUCAGUGUUAGACUGGUCCUUUGCUUCAGCAUUAAACCACCACCAUUUUUUAAAAACACACACAGAAAAAGAGUCCUUCUGAUCAUUCAGGAAUAGUGACCAGAAGACUAUGAAAAUCUGCUGUUGGGUGACCUGAGGAAGGCAGGAAGGAGCAACAAAACCCAGAUAAAGAAUUAAGCUUCCUGUUUAGCUGCUCUAUUUCACAAGAAAAAGCGAAGCAGCAACGAAGGGUAGCUUUUUUUGCCAGCGUUUGGAAACAGCACAGCUUUUCUGCUCUGCCCCGUGAUGGCUUUGGGAAGGGCAAAAAACAGUGCAUAAAGGAAAGUCUGCGCAGCAAAGGAAAGAAGCUCACUGUGAGGCAGAACACAAGUAUGUCAGUGGCCAUAGGCUCUGCCUGUGCAAAAGCCAUGAGGAACAGGAGCUGGUUUAUGCAGGACAGUUGGGUGAGGCUGAGUGCAAAAAUCUGGCUGGCUGUCACUCAUCAGUUGCUGUGACCUCCCCCGACACAUUGUCAGGAAACUGUUGUAUCUUCUUGCAGAUUGGAGAAUCGCGUUUUAAAGAGUGGUCCCAUUUUCCUUUAUCCUCUUCAGCUCAUUGACCCUGAGCAAUGUUUGGCUAGAAAAUAAAGUGCAAAAGUUACUCCUGAUAACCAGAGUGAGAUCUAACAAUACUGAUUUUUUUUUUUUUUGCAGAUUAGAGACUUUUAUCUCUCAAGUGGCACAGCAUAUAUGACAAUCUUGUUUUAGAAUUUUAGGCACAUAAGAAUGGUAAUGAAGGUUGCAUUUGCAUAGAAACGGGCCCUUGGUGAUGGAAAUGGCCAUCAAGUUGCAGCAGAUUUAUAGCGGCCGCAUAAGGUUUUGAAGGCAAGGGGCAAACAUUGCCUGUUUCUACAGAGCAGCCGUGGACUUCCUUGGAGGUCUUCCACUGUAGUAUUAAUCAAGGCCAAUCCUGCUUAGCUUCUGAGAUCUGAUGAGAUGCAGCUGGCCCAUCUAGAUCAGGGUAAAUAGGCACCUAGGCAUGUUUAAAUGUAAUUCCCAAUGAAUAAUAUUUUUUCUGCACUCAAGCCAAUGUGUGAAUUGCAUUUUCCUUCUGUUGUGCUAAGGAGUGGUGGUUGGAGUGUCUAAAACAGACCCAGGAAGGCCUGGGUUCAUAUCCCUAUUCAGCCAUAGGUGACCUCAGGCUAUUCAAUAUCCGUCAGCCUGAUCCACUUCACAGGAUUGUUGUGAGGAUAGAAUAGAAAGGUGAGAAUUAUGUACACCAGCUUGAGUUGGAUAAAAAUGCAAUACAUUAAUCCUGUAUGGUCAAUGUAUUUUAGAAGUGAAUAGCACAUUGUUGUUAAUGGAGUUGGGAUUUUUUUUUUUUUUUGCCUUGCUAUAUUUCUAAAAUGUAACAAUCUUGAUUAAAAAGUUAUGGAGCUCU
Sphaerodactylus townsendi is the source of this 4271-nucleotide messenger RNA. It is a transcript of the gene EPDR1, whose product is annotated as ependymin related 1. Gene Ontology annotation, biological process: cell-matrix adhesion. The transcript has 3 exons. The record is from RefSeq and is a predicted model, not a curated record. Lineage: Eukaryota; Metazoa; Chordata; Lepidosauria; Squamata; Sphaerodactylidae. Gene Ontology annotation, molecular function: calcium ion binding. The coding region runs from base 249 to 908 and encodes 219 amino acids. Gene Ontology annotation, cellular component: extracellular region; lysosome.